This is a messenger RNA of Pelobates cultripes (western spadefoot toad), 243 nucleotides long. NCBI's taxonomy places the organism in Eukaryota, Metazoa, Chordata, Amphibia, Anura, Pelobatidae. The record is from the annotation of a GenBank genome assembly.
AUGGCGGAAUGGGGAUGCCAGACAAAAGGCGAUACUAUUGAGCAACACACAGAGCCCCCUAUUGUCCUCAUUUCGCCACCCACACCCACUAGCCUGGACAACAAUAGAAGCCAACUACAUGGGAAAGAUCCCCUGACUGUACUGGCAUGGAUGCCCAAGGAACAAAGGGCAAAACCACAACAUACACUACCAACGAUGAAGCUCACACUACACAUCUGUGAUAACUACCACUACAAAAUGUGA